This is a messenger RNA of Oppiella nova, 1074 nucleotides long. The record is from the annotation of a GenBank genome assembly. Lineage: Eukaryota; Metazoa; Arthropoda; Arachnida; Sarcoptiformes; Oppiidae.
AUGGUGGCACCUAUGCUGGGUAUAUUCACGUCGCAAACACCACAAGUUUGUUACACAGAGUUGGGAUGCUUUAGAAAUGAUGGUGUGUUUGGUGCCAACCCUAUCCGACCGAUUAAUCCAUUUCCACAAUCGCCACAAACAAUUGGCACUGAAUUCUUGUUUUAUUCGCUAACUAAUGCAAACAAUCCGCAAACCAUUCAGGCAUUGGAUUCAUAUUUAUUCAAAAAUAUCAAAUUCAAUUCGUCAUUACAAACAAGGAUUGUGAUCCAUGGCUACAAAGCGGGACUUUUAGUGAACGGCUUCUCACACAAUUCGUUUGAAGUGGUAAAGGAUGGCCUCUUGAAUAGCGGUAAUUCCAAUGUAAUACUAGUGCAAUGGACUCGAGGGGCCAGUGGUUUAUACUUUCAAUCAGUUGCUAACUGUAGAGUUGUCGCCUCGCAGAUUGCCUUGCUCAUUAAAUAUUUAGUGAAUGAACGCAAAGCCCGGACAGACAUGUUUCACUUAAUUGGCUUUAGUUUAGGCGCCCAUAUAUCUGGAUAUGUGGGCAAAUUAGUGCCCAAUUUAGGCCGUAUUACAGCCUUAGAUGCGGCCAAACCUUACUUCGAUGGCGUAUCCGCUGGCGUGCGCUUAGACUCAUCGGACGCACUGUUUAUUGACUCAUACCAUACAGACAAUGACAUGGGAACAACGAGUCCAAUAGGAAAUAUAGACAUAUAUUUUAAUGGUGGGAACCGACAGCCCGGUUGUGAUUACCAGAUCUUUGACACGGCUUUAAACGACGGCAUAUUAGAUGGUUUAUUUGAGACCCUUUCGUGUGACCACAAGCGAGCCCUCGACUAUUAUGCAGAUUUCCUGUUGACAUCUAAGAGCGCCUGUAGGCCAGUGGCCUAUCGGUGCGAUAGUUGGCAUAAAUUCAUGUCAGGCCUGUGUUGGAUGUGCGGUCAAAGUGGAGAGAACUGUGUUGUUGUGGGACUUAAUGCUGAUCUCAAUACUCAUCGCAAUGUCUAUAGAAAAGCUGAUAAUAACCCUAUUGUGGUACGAAAAAUCGAUACUCAUUUUGAGGCCUACUAUUAA